GGUCUGCACUGAGUCCUCGGGACCCCGAAAGAGUAGCAGUAGGCUGUUUCCUUAGAUUGCGCGGGGGCGCUACCUGGCACGAUAGAAAGUUCAGAUUGCUUCCCGCAGCCGGGAUAACCUGGCUUGCUGGUGUCCGCAGAAUCCCCUGCAGUUGCGGCCGGAGUCCGGGUGCCCUUGCCCCGCGAUCUCCGCGGUCCUGCGCUGCAGGGCGCGUAUCGCCUCUUGGACUUCUUUGCGGGCCAGGGACCGAGAAAGAGUCUGUGCCUAAGAACUGGGCUCUGUGCCCAGCGCGAGGUGCAGGAUGGAGAGCAAGGCGCUGCUAGCUGUCGCUCUGUGGCUCUGCGUGGAGACCCGGGCCGCCUCUGUGGGUUUGCCGGAUGAUUCCCUCCAUCCACCCAAGCUCAGCACACAAAAAGACGUACUUACAAUUUUGGUAAAUACAACCCUUCAGAUUACUUGCAGGGGACAGAGGGACCUGGAUUGGCGUUGGCCCAAUAAUCAUCGUGGUUCUGAGGAAAGGGUGUCAGUGACUGAGUGCAGUGACAGUGUCUUCUGCAAGACACUCACCAUUCCAAAGGUGGUGGCAAAUGAUACUGGAGCCUACAAGUGCUUCUAUCGGGAUGUUGACAUGGCCUCCAUCACUUAUGUCCAUGUUCAAGAUUAUAGGUCACCAUUCAUCGCCUCUGUGAGUGAUCAGCAUGACAUUGUGUACAUCACCGAGAAUAAGAACAAAACUGUGGUGAUUCCGUGCCGAGGGUCAAUUUCAAGCCUCAACGUGUCACUCUGUGCAAGAUAUCCAGAAAAGAGGUUUGUUCCGGAUGGAAACAGAAUCUCCUGGGACAGUGAGAAAGGCUUUACUAUCCCCAGUUACAUGAUCAGCUAUGCCGGCAUGGUCUUCUGCGAGGCAAAGAUCAAUGAUGAAACCUACCAGUCUAUCAUGUACAUAGUUGUGGUUGUAGGAUAUAGGAUUUAUGAUGUGACCCUGAGCCCCCCUCAUAGAGUCGAGCUAUCUGCGGGAGAGAAGCUUGUCUUAAACUGUACAGCAAGAACUGAGCUCAACGUGGGACUUGAUAUCAACUGGCAGUUCCCUUCUUCAAAGCAUCAGCAUAAGAAGAUUAUAAACCGGGACCUGAAACCCCUUCCUGGAACCGUGACAAAGAAAUUUUUGAGCACCUUGAUAAUCGACAGUGUGACACGGAAUGACCAAGGACUAUACAUCUGCACAGCGUUUAGUGGGCGAAUGACCAAGAGAAACAGCACAUAUGUCCAAAUUCAUACAAAACCUUUUAUUGCUUUUGAUAGCAGUAUGGAAUCUUUGGUGGAAGCAAGGGUGGGCAGCCCAGUCCGAAUCCCUGUCAAGCACCUGAGUUACCCGGCUCCUGAUAUCAAAUGGUACAGAAAUGGAAGACCCAUUGAGUCCAAUUACACAAUGAUAGUGGGCGAUGAACUCAUAAUCAUGGAAGUGAGUGAACGAGAUGCAGGAAACUACACAAUCGUCCUCACCAAUCCCAUUUCAAUGGAGAAACAGAGCCAUGUGGUUUCCCUGGUCGUGAAUGUCCCACCCCAGAUCGGUGAGAAAGCCUUGAUUUCUCCCAUGGAUUUCUACCAGUAUGGUACCAUGCAGACAUUGACAUGCACAGUCUAUGCUAACCCUCCCCUGCACCACAUCCGCUGGUACUGGCAGCUAGAAGAAGCAUGCUCCUACAAGCCCAGCCAAACAAACCCAUAUACUUGCAAAGAAUGGAGACACGUGGAGGAUUUCCAGGGGGGAAAUAAGAUCGAAGUCACCAAAAACCAAUAUGCCCUAAUUGAAGGAAAAAAUAAAACUGUAAGUACUCUGGUCAUCCAAGCUGCCAAUGUGUCAGCGUUGUACAAAUGUGAAGCUGUCAACAAAGCUGGACAAGGCGAAAGAGUGAUUUCCUUCCAUGUGAUCAGGGGUCCGGAAAUUGCUGUGCAACCCACUACCCAGCCAACCGAGCAGGAGAGUGUGUCUCUCUUGUGCAUUGCUGAUAGAAAUAUAUUUGAGAAUCUCACUUGGUACAAGCUUGGCUCACAGGCAACAUCAGUCCACAUGGGUGAACCACUCACGCCAGUGUGCAAGAAUUUGGAUGCUCUUUGGAAACUGAAUGCCACCUUGUUUUCAAAUAGCACAAGUGACGUCUUGAUUGCAGCAUUCCAGAAUGCAUCCCUGCAGGACCAAGGAGACUAUGUCUGCUCUGCUCAAGACAGGAAGACCAAGAAAAGACAUUGCCUAGUCAAACAGCUCGUCAUCCUAGAGCGUAUGGCACCCAUGAUCACGGGCAACCUAGAGAAUCAGACGACAACGAUUGGCGAAACCAUUGAAGUUGCUUGCCCAGCAUCUGGAAACCCUACUCCACUCAUUACGUGGUUCAAAGACAAUGAGACACUCGUGGAAGAUUCAGGCAUCGUACUGAAAGAUGGGAACCGGAACCUCACUAUCCGAAGGGUGAGGAAGGAGGAUGAAGGCCUCUACACUUGUCAAGCCUGCAAUGUCCUUGGAUGUGUAAGAGCAGAGACACUUUUCAUAAUAGAAGGUGCCCAGGAAAAGACCAACUUGGAAGUCAUUAUUCUCGUGGGCACUGCGGUGAUUGCCAUGUUCUUCUGGCUACUUCUUGUCAUCGUUCUACGGACCGUUAAGCGGGCCAAUGAAGGGGAACUGAAGACGGGUUACUUGUCCAUUGUCAUGGAUCCAGACGAACUGCCUUUGGAUGAGCGUUGUGAACGAUUGCCUUAUGAUGCUAGCAAAUGGGAAUUCCCCAGGGACCGACUGAAACUAGGGAAGCCUCUUGGCCGUGGUGCCUUUGGCCAAGUGAUUGAGGCAGAUGCCUUUGGAAUUGACAAGACAGCAACUUGCAAAACAGUGGCCGUCAAAAUGUUGAAAGAGGGAGCCACACACAGUGAGCACCGAGCCCUCAUGUCUGAACUCAAGAUCCUCAUCCACAUUGGCCACCAUCUCAAUGUGGUCAACCUUCUAGGUGCCUGCACCAAGCCGGGAGGGCCUCUCAUGGUGAUUGUGGAAUUCUGCAAGUUUGGAAACCUAUCAACUUACUUACGGGGCAAGAGAAAUGAAUUUGUUCCCUAUAAGAGCAAAGGGGCACGGUUCCGCCAGGGGAAAGACUACGUUGGAGAGCUCUCUGUGGAUUUGAAACGCCGCUUGGACAGCAUCACCAGCAGUCAGAGCUCUGCCAGCUCUGGAUUUGUUGAGGAGAAAUCCCUCAGUGAUGUAGAGGAAGAAGAAGCUGCUGAGGACUUGUACAAGGACUUUCUGACCUUGGAGCACCUCAUCUGCUACAGUUUCCAAGUGGCUAAGGGCAUGGAGUUCUUGGCAUCGAGGAAGUGUAUCCAUAGGGACCUGGCAGCACGGAAUAUUCUCCUAUCAGAGAAGAAUGUGGUGAAGAUCUGUGACUUCGGCUUGGCCCGGGAUAUUUAUAAAGACCCGGAUUAUGUCAGAAAAGGGGAUGCCCGACUUCCUUUGAAAUGGAUGGCCCCAGAAACAAUUUUUGACAGAGUAUACACAAUUCAGAGCGACGUGUGGUCUUUUGGCGUUUUGCUCUGGGAAAUAUUUUCCUUAGGUGCUUCCCCAUAUCCUGGGGUCAAGAUUGAUGAAGACUUUUGUAGGAGACUGAAAGAAGGAACUAGAAUGAGGGCCCCUGACUACACCACCCCAGAAAUGUACCAAACCAUGCUGGACUGCUGGCAUGAGGACCCCAAUCAGAGACCCUCGUUUUCAGAGCUGGUGGAACAUUUGGGAAAUCUCCUGCAAGCGAAUGCUCAGCAGGACGGCAAAGACUACAUUGUUCUUCCAAUGGCAGAGACAUUGAGCAUGGAAGAGGAUUCUGGACUCUCCCUGCCCACCUCACCUGUUUCCUGUAUGGAGGAAGAGGAAGUGUGUGACCCCAAAUUCCAUUAUGACAACACAGCAGGAAUCAGUCAGUACCUUCAGAACAGCAAGCGAAAGAGCCGGCCAGUGAGUGUGAAAACAUUUGAAGAUAUCCCACUGGAAGAACCACAAGUAAAAGUAAUUCCAGAUGACAGCCAGACGGACAGUGGGAUGGUCCUUGCAUCCGAAGAGCUGAAAACCCUGGAAGACAGGAAUAAAUUAUCUCCAUCUUUUGGUGGGAUGAUGCCCAGCAAAAGCAGGGAGUCUGUGGCCUCGGAAGGCUCCAACCAGACCAGCGGCUAUCAGUCUGGGUACCACUCAGAUGACACAGACACCACUGUGUACUCCAGCGAGGAGGCAGAACUUUUAAAGCUGAUGGAAGCUGCAGUGCGCCCUGACUCUGGGACCACAUUGUGCUCACCUCCUGUGUAAAAGGAGGUGCUCCCACCCUACCCCCAAGUCCUGGAAAUCAUGUGAGAGGUGCUGCUUAGAUUCUCAAGUGUUGUUCUUUCCACUACCCGGAAGUAGCCACAUUUGAUUUUCAUUUCAGAAGGACCUCAGACUGCAAGGAGCUAGUCCUCAGGGCAUCUCCAGAGAAGAUGACCCGUGACCCAAGAAUGUGUUGACUGUACUCUCUUUCCCUUUCAUUUUAAAAUUAUGUAUACUCUGCCCUGCUGUGUGUCUCACUGCCAGUUAAAACAAAAGACAUUCAAACAGUGGCUCUGUCCUCCAAGAAGUAGCCAUACCAGGACGAAGGAUACCUCUGUGAAGCUGGGUGACAAUGGGCAGUGUUAAUGCUUUGUGUGUUGAAGAUGGGUGAGAUGUCUAAUGGCUGAGUCUACCUAAAAGGCAUUGUUGAGGAUGUGGGCUAUGAGCCAAGUGUUAAGUGCGGGAUGUGGACUGUUAGGAAGGAAGGCGCAAGCUCUCUUGGAGAGCGGCUGGAGCCUGCAGAUGCAUUGUGCUGGCUCUGGUGGAGGUGGCCAUGUGGCCUGUCAGGAAAUGCAAAGGCAGCCGGCAAGGUUUCUGGUUUUAGAAGGUUGCGUGCUCUUUGCAGUUGGGCUAUAGGCGAGUUCCCUGGGCUGUUUCCUACUCCUAAUGAGAGUUCCUUCCGCACUCUUACGUGUCUGCUGGCCUAACUCCAGGAAGGAAAUGAUGCAGCUUGCUCCUCAUCUCCCAGGCCGCGCCUUAAUUCGGAACACCAAAAGAGGCUCCCUUUCAUCUUGAAGUGCACAGUGCAACUCAGGGUUUCUGCUGGAUGGAUACCCACAUGUCUGCCCUGGUGGCAGUGUCUGAGGCCAAGCGCAGUGGGUUCUGUGUCAAGUUGUGGUGGCAAAAGCUCAGACAGGAUGUAUCCAUUUGUUGUCCCUGCAACCCCACCCCACUGUCACCCCCCAGUCCUCAGUACUUUAGCUUUGUGGCCUGUUUAUGGCGGAAACUCUGAAUCGGUUUGCUCACUCUCCAGAUAAAUACUCAUUAGCCAGAUUUCAAAAUUGCCUUAUAGCCAAGGCUAUAAUAGCAUCUACUGUAUCACUUAGAAUCUUAACAUAUAAAGCUAUGUCUACUGGUUUUUGCCCUUGUGCUUAUGUUUUCCAACAAGAAACUGUUACUUUUCAUUUGGUACCAUAGUAUGAGAAGCUGGGAACAAUGACUAUAAAACAUGCUAUGGCACAUAUAUUUAUAGUCUGUUAUGUAGAACAAAUGUAAUAUAUUAAAACUGUAUAUUAUAUGUAAUGAACUUUGUACCAUUCACAUUUUGUAUCAGUAUUAUGUAGCAUGACAAAGGUUAUAAUGCUCUCAGCAGCUGAUGUUGUUUUAUUAAAAACAUUGAGGAACUCAACGGAAUCCUUUCCCAGGAGAUGCGCAGCUAUACCUAUCGUUUUUCUCAUCUCAAACAGAGGAGGAGGAACCAGAUACAGUGUGAGUGUGGUGGAAUCUUCCUUGUUCUCUAUUCUUACAAAGAGUAUUUUCAUCAAAUGUUUAUAAUGCUUUGUAAACCAAUAAAUGUAUUCCGAGUAAAAAGA
Mesocricetus auratus (golden hamster) is the source of this 5922-nucleotide messenger RNA. RefSeq names its product kinase insert domain receptor (gene Kdr). The record is from RefSeq and is a predicted model, not a curated record. NCBI's taxonomy places the organism in Eukaryota, Metazoa, Chordata, Mammalia, Rodentia, Cricetidae. Gene Ontology annotation, biological process: vascular endothelial growth factor receptor signaling pathway; positive regulation of kinase activity; angiogenesis. Gene Ontology annotation, cellular component: membrane; signaling receptor complex. Gene Ontology annotation, molecular function: ATP binding; vascular endothelial growth factor receptor activity; growth factor binding. Bases 302 to 4333 code for a protein of 1343 amino acids. The transcript has 30 exons.